AUGGAUGACGAUCCUAAUACAGCUGAUAUUUCAUUGGUAAGCUUACCACCACCAAGAAAUAUUGGGAUACGUCCUAAAGUUUUUAUUAAUAAUAUUACUGCCCGCCUUGUACCCUUACAAAACAAUGGAACCCAAAAGAGGAAAUUAAUUAAAUUAAAAGCUGUUGCAGGGAAUCUUCAAAAACCAUCGCAUAAAUUACCUAUUAUUAAAUUUCUAACGGGUGACAAAUGUCUUAACAUUGAUUCUCAAAAAAUUAAUAGUAAACAUAACGGUUCAUUACUAAAUGAUGUCACACCUCCCGGUAAAUUGUAUGCAAUAUCGCAACCAUCAUCUACUAUUAACAGUUCAUGUAGUCCUAUUAAACUUGUGAAUGAUAGUGACGAUAGGUUACCAGAAAAAAAGGACAAAAUAACAAGGCAAAAUGGGACAACAAUUGUUGUACAUAGCAAAAAAAAAAUUGAUACUACAGCAAAUAUAAUAGAAAACGCGGGCUCGGAAAUUGCUACUUCUGAACAAUCAAAGAGUUUGCAUUUGACUAGAGUUAUAACUACAAUUCCAAACUUAUCGUUAAUACAAAGAACAAAUUAUAAUAAGAUUCCAAAGAUUAAAAUAAUAACUAACAGUGUAGUUAAUUCUGCAAUGGAGGAUAAUACCAACAAAAUUGAUAUUAUCCAUAAAACUGAUUAUAUAUCAACAGAUAGUUGUAAGUUAAAUGAAGAUAACGUAAAUAAUGAAUUGAAUGACAUACCAAAUAUAAGCAAUGAGAAUGGUAUUAAACAAGGAAGCGGAAAUGCUAAUGAAUCAACGGUAGAAAACGAUUAUGAAUUUGCGCUACGCCUUCAAAGAGAAUUAGACGCUGAGGAGAAACGUAAAAGACUACGGAGGAAAUCUGAACCUAAACCUGACAGUAAAAUUGAUACAUCAAUCACUAAAACCAAAUCAACCAAAAAGGAAUCACAAAGUAUAAAAAAAGAAAAGAAAAAAGACGAAAGUAAUGGUGAAGAGAUAAACAACAUAAAGAAAAGAGGAAGAAAAACAAAGAAAGAUACAUUUAUUAACAAAGACAGAAGUGAUGACGAAGCAAAGAAUAAAAUGUCACCACAUACAGAAAAUAAUAUUUCACUAAAGGAAGGUCCAAAAAAACGUGGUAGGAAAUCAAAAAAGGGUGUUGAUAACCUUUUAUCUAAUGAAAAGAAAGUUGAUGAAAGUAAUAUUGAAAAGUCUUCCGAUUCACCAGCUUCUGAAUCAUCAACAGAGAAAGAAAGUAAUGUUGAUUUGUCAUUGGAAAAAUAUCCUAGACCUCGAACGAUGGGAUUUGAAAAGAUAAUAAAAAAUGUUUAUCGUUGUGAGCCAGAUAUUGAUUACAGGUUAGCAGAUGAAGUUUGUGACUGUAGACCAUCAGAUCCAAAUAAUAUUCAAGCAAAUAGUGGUUGUGGCGAAAAUUGUAUCUCAAGAUGUAUGAAUCUCGAAUGUCACGGAUGUGCAUUUGGUAGAAAGGGUUGUUCUAAUCGGCGAAUGCAACGCCGUCAAAACGCUCCUGUUGAAGCUUUUUGGGCUGGGAUCAAAGGAUGGGGAUUAAGAGCUAAAGCUGAUAUCUCAAAAGGUGAUUUUAUAAUGGAAUAUUGUGGUGAGGUACUUAAUGGUAAACAAGAAAAUAGGAGAGCUCGUCGAUAUGCUAAAGAUAACCAAAAACAUCAUUAUUUUAUGCAUCUCACAUCAUUAACAACAAUUGAUGCUUAUUACAAAGGUAACAUUUCACGUUGCAUGAAUCAUUCUUGUGACCCAAAUGCACAAACGGAGAAAUGGCGUGUCAAAGGUAUUACACGGGUAGGAUUUUUUGCCACUAAAAAUAUAAAAAAAGGUGAAGAGAUAUGCUUUAAUUAUCACUUUUUUAAUUAUGGUAAAGAACCUCAGAAAUGUUAUUGUGGGUCAGCUAAAUGUAAAGGAACAAUUGGUGAGGCUAUUCCUAAUGAUCCGGGUGUUGUUGAUGAUGAUUAUGAAAGUAGUAGUUGUACAGAUACAGAUUCACCUUCUGAGAAUGAUUCUGAGGAAGAAGAUGAAGGAGUUGAAGUUACUCCUACAGAUUCACCUCCCGAUGAAAAUAAAAAUGUCGAAGCAGAAGAAGUUUCUAUAAGUGUUGUUAGUUCUAAGAAAAAUCUUAAAAGUCCUAUUAAAAAAUCUAAAAUAGUUGAAGUUGUUAAAGAAUCUAGUUCAUCAAAAGAUGAUGGAAUUACUAUUACUAAAGAUGUUCCUAAAAAAUCUUUAGAAAAAAUUAUUAAUAAAGCAGUGGAAGAUGAGGAUAUGUCUGAUAGUACAUUAUCAUCAGAUGACGAAGUUGAUGAAAGUCCAUUGGUAGUUAAUAAAAAAGAAGAAACUCCUGUAGAAAUAGUUAGUUUAACAAAAGAAGAACUUAAAGAAAUAGAACAUUUCAAGGAGAAGGUUGGAGUAUUUGCGGAAAUUGUUAAUAAAGAAGCAGAUAAUAAAUGUAUUUCUCCAUCAACAAUAACGAAAUGUUGUGAUAUGUUAAAUGACUGUUUUUCUGUUCAACAAUCUAUCGUUGUAACGCCAUUGAUUAAAAGAAUAACUGAAAUUAAGACAAAAGAAACACAGUUAUUAGAAAAUGGUGUUUUGAAAAUACUCACAGAUCAUCUAAGUAUGAAUAAAUUUGUUGAUGGAAAAGGAUAUUCAAUGUUUAAUAUGGAUAUGCUUAACUAUAUUGAAAUGUUACUUGAUUCAAUAAUCAAUAUUUUGUUGUAUGAGAAAAUGGGUAAAUAUGCAAAAUUUAUUGCUGAAUCUCAAUUAGAGGUUGUUCUACUGGAAGUUUAUGGUAAAUUGGUACAAAUGGCAAAAGAUAGUACAUUUAAUCAUAAUUCUGAAACGGUUAAACUUGUUGGUGAGAUUAAAGAAAAAGUAGCUUAUGCUAAAAAUAAAGCAAAAGGAUAUAUUAAUGAAGAUCCAGAUGCUGUUAAGAGUACAGCUAUUAUUGAAGAUAAAAUCAAUAGGCAACAAAGAAAAGAAGCAAGAGAUAAUUAUAGAUAUUCACAUCGUAAACAGCGAUAUCAUGAUUCAUAUUAUAGAAGAAGAGGGUAUUGUGAGAGAAGAAGAAAGUAUGAAUCAAGACGUUAUUAUAAUAGUAGGAGAAAUAGCUAUGAUAGAAAAAGAUCUCCAGAUUAUGGUUGUUAUAAAAAUAAAAGAAGGCGUGAAAAUUCUGAGGAUAAUUAUUAUAAUGAUAGUAAACGUAUUAAAACAGAUUAUAGAGAUAAUUCAUACAGAGGAGAAAGUUAUCGAAAACGUUCCUAUUCUAAUAAUAGAUCUCCAUCAAGAAGCUACGGAAGAAGUCGCUAUCGAUCAAAGUCAACAGAACGGAAAUAUUCUAGUGAUGUUCGAAAAUAUAAUGAAUACAGAAGAAGUAGAUCUCGUUCAAGUGACCGCUUAAGACACAGAAAUUCAAGGAAAUAUUUCGAAUCACCUUUACAUGACAAGAAAGAUUAUAGAAGAGAUUAUAGAAGGAAAUUAAGCAAUUCUCCAAGAAACAGUAUUAGUAGAUGUGGUGAUUCAAGAUCUCAUUAUAGAAGUAGAUCCCCAAGAAGGGAUUCAUUGUCUAUUAAACACAAAAAGGAUAUUGAUAAAAGAAGAGAUGAUAGAAGGUGUGAUGACAAAAAAAAUGAGAUAAAUAAGAAAGAAUAUAGUUUUUCUUCUAAAAGUGAUAAAAACAAAUAUAAUGAAAGGAAAAGGUCACCAUCAGAGAUCAUGUCAUAUGAUUGUGUUAAGAAAAACAAAUUAGAAGUAGAAGAAAAGAAAAAUUCCAAUGAUAAAGUUAGAGAGGAAAGAAUUUCUGAUGUGAAAAGUAAAGAUAGGAGGGUACACGAAGAUAAGGAUAAAAAAAAUUCUGAUGAUAAAAGUAUGAAUAAGAAACCUUCCAACGAUAAAGAUAAUAAUAGGAGGAUUUCCGAUGAUAAAUAUAAGGAUAAUAGGGCAUCUGAUGAUAGAUAUAAGGAUACAAAAGCAUAUAAUGACAAAUUUAAAGAUAGAAAAAAAUCUAGUGACGAUAAAAAAAUAUCACAGGACAAAGUUGAUAACACAAAGAAUAUGGAUGAAAAAUAUAGAGAUAGAAAAAUCCCAGCUGAUGAAUUUAAAGAUAGAAAGAUGCAUGAUGCAGAUUUUGGAAAAAUUUCAGGUAGCAAAUAUAAAGAAAAAAAGUCUUUCGACGAUAGAAAUAGUGAUAGAAAAGAUUCUGAGAAAAAAACUAAAGAUAAGAAAACAUCUCUUGAUAGAGUCAAAGAAAAACCUCGUGAAUCUUCUCCAUAUAUUCCUACAUUAAAGAAACGUAUUGAUGAAAUAAUGGGUUUUUCAAAGGAUCAGGGGGAACACUCAAUGAAUAAAGAUAAAAAAGAAGAGGGUAAUACUGAAAAAAAGAAUUUAUCUCUAUCUGAUUUACAUCAUCAAAUCAGUUUAGCUCGUUCAAAGAUAAAAGCUAUACAUGAUGGUAAGCCUACACGCAAUUCUAUUAAUACAUUUAAAAAAGUUUGA
Molecule: messenger RNA, 4530 nt
Organism: Strongyloides ratti
Lineage: Eukaryota; Metazoa; Nematoda; Chromadorea; Rhabditida; Strongyloididae
Product: Histone-lysine N-methyltransferase SETD2
Exons: 4
Coding region: 1-4530 (1509 amino acids)
Biological process (GO): regulation of DNA-templated transcription
Cellular component (GO): chromatin; nucleus
Molecular function (GO): histone H3K36 methyltransferase activity; protein binding
Source: RefSeq, a predicted model, not a curated record